Molecule: messenger RNA, 2037 nt
Organism: Priceomyces carsonii
Lineage: Eukaryota; Fungi; Ascomycota; Pichiomycetes; Serinales; Debaryomycetaceae
Product: RNA-binding RNA processing protein
Exons: 1
Coding region: 1-2037 (678 amino acids)
Biological process (GO): endonucleolytic cleavage in ITS1 to separate SSU-rRNA from 5.8S rRNA and LSU-rRNA from tricistronic rRNA transcript (SSU-rRNA, 5.8S rRNA, LSU-rRNA); endonucleolytic cleavage in 5'-ETS of tricistronic rRNA transcript (SSU-rRNA, 5.8S rRNA, LSU-rRNA); endonucleolytic cleavage to generate mature 5'-end of SSU-rRNA from (SSU-rRNA, 5.8S rRNA, LSU-rRNA)
Cellular component (GO): 90S preribosome; preribosome, small subunit precursor; nucleolus
Molecular function (GO): RNA binding
Source: RefSeq, a predicted model, not a curated record
AUGGGAAAAGGCAAAUCAAGAGGAAGAAGGUUAGAGAAGAAGGUUGCCGAUGAAGUUGAUACAGACAGCAAUGACAAAAAUGAGAUCGCUGAGCCUUCAGAGGACAAUUUGAUCACUAAGACUACUUUUUUUGGAUUAGUUGACUCUAACGAGUUAGAUUACUUCAAGCAAGCAGAGCAGACACUUAAUAUUAAUACAUUUGAAAGUGACGAAGAGCGAGAGACAUUUACAAGAUCGAUAUUAGAAGAAGCAAAAGGAAAAGAGCUCAAGCUUGUGACCAACCAAAUAUGUUCGAAAUUAAUGGAACGUUUGAUUCUUCUUGCCAAUAGUGCUCAGCUCAAGAGAAUUUUCAGACUGUUUUCAAAGCAUUUCUUUGAACUAUGUCAUCACAAAUAUUCCUCACAUGUUUUAGAGACAUUGUUUGUGAGGUCAGCUGCUCUUAUCGAAAAGGAACUCACAGGAAUUGAUGGCGACAUACAAGUUGGAGAUGAAGAAGACGACGAGGAAGCAGAUGUUACCAUGGAAUCAUUAUUUAAUGCAAUGAUUGAUGAACUUAAGCCUCAUAUAAAGAUAAUGAUUACGGACCCAUAUUCAUCACAUGUCUUAAGAUUGUUAAUUCUAGUGCUUUCUGGCAAAGAGUUGCCCUCAACUACCACUUCAAACUCAGUAUUAAGGUCCAAAAAAUCUAAGAUUGCAAGAAAAAUGAUUGAAAUCAAGGACAACGAUGAUUUUAAUAGGUCAUUCCAGACUCCUGCAUCAUUCAAAGACCAAUUGAAAGACAUUUGUUCAAUCUCUAUUCAAGGUCAGGAUACGAAGCACAUCAGGGAGCUCGCAAUUCAUAAAGUAGGGUCUCCAGUGUUACAGCUAUUAGUUCAAGUGGAAGGAAUCGUGGAUAAGGAAAGAAAAAUUUGGUUUCUUUUAUUUGACUCCAAUGGCAAGGAACCACAGGAAGAAGCGUUCAUGGAAUAUUUACUUUCAGAUUCAGUGGGAUCCCAUUUUCUUGAAUCGUUUGUAAAGAACACUGGAGUUCGACUAAUGUUCAUUGAGAGACUAUAUGAAUUAUAUAUGAAGGAUAGGAUCUUGAAACUAGCAAGAAGGCACAAUACAGGUGUGUAUAUCGUUCAAGCUCUAUUGCUCAAGCUAAAACCUAGAGAAGUUGAAUUUAUUUUAGAUCAGUUGAUUCCAGAAUUAGCAAACUUAAUCUCGAUUACAGAAAUUCAAAACUUGGAUCUUGCCAAAGCCGUUCUAGAUGCAUCUGAGCGAAGAUCCCAUUAUAGAAGAGAAGAUAUAGUUGACCAGCUCAUGAAAAAAUUUGCACCCGAGUAUUAUGAAGAUAAGCAGUCUGAUUCUUCUCUUGCAGAGAAUGUAUUGAUGUUGGAAAGUUCUACCUUAGGAAAUACUCGUGAUGAUUGGCCAACGGUCGAAGAGAGGAGAAGGACUUUGUUCUUGAGCAAAUUGGUAGACUAUGAUUCGUGCUUUCUCUUCUGCUUAUGGAAUAGUUUUCUUAAUUUACCUUCAGGAAGGUUUAUUCAAAUGUGUUAUCACGGUGUAUUUUCCCACGCAGUCGAAGAAUCUCUUAAAUUCGUACCAUCUGAAUCCAAGGAAACUUUAAUUUUAAGAAAAAGAGUUCUUAACUUGUUUCAAAAUCAGAUUGCAAACUUGUCGUGCAAUUCUUAUGGAUCUCAUAUUGUGGACAAGUUGUGGACCUUUACAAUUGCAUUGCCUAUGUAUAAAGAUCGAUUUGCUACGGAGUUGUUGAACGAGUCUCAUAAAGUGAAAGAGAGCAAAUAUGGGAAAUUGGUUUGGAAGAACUGGUCUAUGGAGCUUUUCACAAGAAAAAGGAGUGACUGGAGGCAGGUCAUAAAACAACAACAGGAGGAAUAUUUCGAAGAUCAAAAACCUGAAAAGCCUAUUGACUUGAAAAUUGAACAAUUGGCAAAGAGGCAAAACCCUAUAGAUGCCUCAAAACGUUCUAACCAUGGUUAUCCUUAUGAUACCAAUGGCAAAAGAAGAAGAAUAGAAAAUAAGCAUUUAUAA